Haemonchus placei is the source of this 360-nucleotide messenger RNA. The record is from the annotation of a GenBank genome assembly. NCBI's taxonomy places the organism in Eukaryota, Metazoa, Nematoda, Chromadorea, Rhabditida, Trichostrongylidae.
AUCCUUGAUGACAUCAAUCAAGAUCGCCUCGGCGCCGAUGAUUUCCUAAAAGCUCUUAAAAUCCUCGAUGGAUUCAGUGCAUGUGGUCAGAAAGUGUUUAAAUACCGCGAGUUGGUGUGGGAUAUAGAACAACGAGGUAGAAUGGGCGAAAAUCUUCUGCACAUAUGCCUGCUGCAUAAUACCGCUGACAUGAACGACUUGGCCAAGCAGAUUGUCAAUCGGUUCCCAAAAAUUGUCAAUGACAUCUUCAUUUCUGAGGAUUACUAUGGACUUUCGCCACUUCAUCAGGCAAUUGUCAAUGAGGAUGUCGAAAUGGUGUACUUCCUAUGUAAAAAAGGAGCCGAUGUACAUCAACGGUAA